GUCUACAAGUAUAUAAAAAAAAAGGAUGUGUGUAAACAUCACGUAGACUACAUGAAAAUAAUCUAAAGGAAAUCUAUAGCGCAACUCUAAUAUAUACUACGUUUAUACGGCGACGUUAAUCUGGCUUAGUAACAACCAUAGGUAAUAAAAUCUCGCGUUAGAUUGGUACGUUUUUUCAAAUCUAAAAUUAUGAUCCAAUUAAGACCUGUUCUACAAUGCAUCGUGUGCCGGUAUCGUGAGUCGUGGGCCGUAAGAAUAAGCCAAUCACAAUCAAGUAUUCUCCCCACAUUCGACUGUGACUGGUCAAUUCUUAUCGCUUGCGGCUUGCGACACCGACACACGACGCAUUGUAGAACAGGCCUAAAACUUAUUGCACAAUGCAGAAGCACAGGCAAUAGGAACAGGGAAUAGCGAUAGACAACAGAUUUUGAUCAGUCAAAAAUAUCUCCGAUAUUCUUUCACAGCUUCUGAUUGGUCGAAAACUGUUGCCUGUUGCUAUUCCCUGUACCUUUUCAUUGUGUCUCAGUCUUACAAGAAAUCACUACAGUUGUUACUAAACCGGUUUAACGUCGCCGUGUAAACGCGAUAAUAGAUUACACUAAAAGGAGACAAAAAUAUUCACAUUCACAAGAACCUCUCUAUCACUUUACAACUCUAGCGCCAGCGCACUUUCCAAUAUUAUUAUUAUAGGACUUCAGUGGACGCAAGCGUGCGCGAUGCGCUGUCGUCGACUGUAUCAAAGAUGGCUGCCACGAGCGUGGUACCGUCAAAGGUGCGCGAAAAAUGACGGGUUUUCCGUGCUCUUGACGGCGCGAUUGUAUGUGCGCGCGCGAGAACAGUGUUGAGCGAGCGUUUCCUUUGCGUCGCAAAUUAGGACGGCGCGACGACAGUGCCUCAUCACCAUGGCGUUAGUCACAGUGCAGCGUUCCCCAAGCGUGUCCAGUUCUCCGCAGAGCUCGGAUUCAGGAGCAGGAGCACCGGCUGAUGAUGAAGAUACCGCGAGAAAUUGUAAAAGUCUGAGCGAAUGUUACUUUGCGGGCAAGGGCGCAGCCCUGGUCUUACCGCCAAACGAAAGGGCUCGUCCUUCGAGACGAGUUUCAGCCGCAGGAUGCGACAUUCAGCAACACUUACAAUCCAUGUUCUACCUGUUGAGGCCAGAGGAAACUUUGAAAAUGGCCGUGAAACUGGAAUCGGUGCAUCCAGGAAGAACGCGAUAUCUCGUCGUCGUUUCUUGCACAGGAAGACAGGACGCCGAGGAAAGCUGUCUUCUAGGUAUCGAUUGUCACGCCAGGGCAACUGUCGGCCUCGUGCUCCGAGUUUUGGCCGACACCGCUAUCACUCUUGACGGCGACGGGGGUUUCAAGGUCAGCGUUUGCGGUCGUCAACACAUCUUCAAGCCGGUGUCUGUUCAGGCCAUGUGGUCAGCCUUGCAGACGUUGCACAAGGUAUCCGGAAAAGCACGCGAGCAAAACUAUUUUCUGGGUGGACUGUCGCAUGACUGGGUCAGUUACUAUGAGCAACGAAUCGAGAGCGAUCGGUCGUGCCUCAACGAGUGGCAUGCCAUGGACAAUCUGGAGUCUAAGAGACCGCCGUCACCGGACAGCGUACGCACCAAGCCCAGAGAAAGAGAAGAAACCGAGCGCGUGAUUCGAUCGACAUUGAAAGAGAUCAUGAUGUCAGUGGACCUUGAUGAAGUUACUUCCAAGUAUAUUAGAGGUCGACUUGAAGAGGAUCUUGACAUGGACCUCGGAGAAUUCAAGCCAUUUAUCGAUCAGGAGAUGCUCACCAUACUGGGGCAAAUGGAUGCGCCUACUGAGAUAUUCGAUCAUGUUUAUCUCGGCAGCGAGUGGAACGCUAGCAAUUUAGAGGAACUUCAGAAAAAUGGUGUAAGGCACAUCUUGAAUGUUACUCGGGAAAUUGACAACUUCUUUCCGGGAAUGUUCACGUAUUUGAACGUACGUGUAUAUGACGAUGAGAAAACAGACUUGUUGAAGCAUUGGGAUAACACAUUCAAAUAUAUUACUAAGGCCAAAAUGGAGGGCUCCAAGGUGUUGGUGCACUGCAAGAUGGGAGUGUCUCGUUCUGCUUCCGUGGUGAUAGCUUACGCGAUGAAAGCUUACAACUGGGAUUUUUCCCAGGCAUGGAAACACGUCAAGGAAAAGCGCAACUGCAUCAAGCCUAAUAACAGUUUCCUUCUGCAACUGGAAACAUAUCAGGGUAUUCUGGACGCAAUGAAGAACAAGGAGAAGCUCCAGAGAUCCAAAUCCGACACGAAUCUGAAAUCUCCCACGUCCGCGAAGGAUCAAUCAAAAAAGGAGGAAAAAUCGAAUAAUAUAGAAAACAAUAUGCAGGAGGUUUCAGGUUCGGAGUUGAAGAAAACUAGCCAAAGACCAAAAAGUUGGUCGCCAAAUGUCAAAGUUGCUGAAAAUAUGUUACCUUCCGUUCCUUUGUCACAGUCGUUGGAAAGUAUCGACAAGGCAGGAAAUACGGAAGUUACACGGGAGGAUCUUCUUCGUGGCUCGAAUCAAAAACCGGCAAUGGAACAGGAGGCUCGCAAUGUUCUAAUGCCUUGCGAUAAUGGGCAAUCUUAUAGCGUGUCGCAAAACAAAAUAAUGCACCUACCCGCCCCGCUAAUCCCUGGCACACCUAGCGUAAAAAAUAGAAUUAGUAAGUUAGAAACUCAGGGACAGAAAAGAAAAGGUCUGGUUCUCAAUCUAACCAAUCAGUUUGAAGCAGCCAGCAGUAAACCGUCAUCGCCGGGAUCCGAUUCGGACGCGAGAUCUCUAUCCCAGAGUUUAAUUACGGAAGACAAUGCGAAGCCAGUCGAGAAUAGCCACUCGUAUUGCGAACAGUUACAGGAACCGCGAGAUACCAUGGCUUCCGCCCCAAAAGAUCCUUCCGGAAAGGAAGUUUGGGAUCCUGGUGAGGAACAGAGAGAGAGGAGGAACGAAACGAGUCAAAAGUCCACCGAGAUCAACGAUAAUAGUGAAUGUCUAGUCUGGACUGCGUCUACGGAUACAACGUAUGCUGAUUCGUGUGAUGACAAUAAAACUGAUAAAACCGAGUGUGUGGAGACAAGUGAGUGUAUUACAAGUGCAGCGACGGAUACGACUAAUGCGACACCGAUUAUAAUAACGACGAUCUCGACCACAGCGACGAUAGGAGGAGGAGCGGCAACGUCGUCGACGUGUCACGUCGAUGUUUUAGGGAAAAAGGCGAGGAAGGACGGUGAUCCGUUCAGUGCCCAGCUAGACCGAGUGUUUGAUCGCGAGGAAAGACGAGGUGAACCCACUACAAGGGAAUCUCCGAGUCGGCAAAGUUCCUGGAGCAGUUACGACAGUGCAGUGAUUCUCGACAACAAUUCGGUACAUAGCUCCUGGGCUACUUUACCAUCGAGGAACAGUUCCUGGGGCUCUUAUGACAUGCGGCCAUCUGAUCUACUUGGUUCUAGUGGUUUGUUUCCAUAUGAUAAGGAAGAGAUACCAUGGCAUCCGGGUACAGUAAAGCGCACUAAACAGAAAUUAGAGGAAGGCACAACUGCGGGCGAAGUAAAACGUGUGUGCACGCAGAGCUCAACAACCGCGGACGACAAAAUUGAGACGUUAAGUACCGAGGUAGAUGCGGUAACGGUUGAGGCGUACAAUCCGAUGCUGUUGCAUCACAUGCCGUCACCAACGUUGCGAAGAAGAGAUUCAUCGCCUACUCAGGAACAUAAUCUUAAAGUAGAAACAAAUAGAGACUCACCGAGUCCGGUAGGCAGCAUCGAUAUUUCCCUUACGUCCAUGCGCCAGAUCGGAAGAUUGUCUACAAGCGCCCCCGCGCCGUCCUCUCUAUCCGAGUCCGAUCUGCCUCUGUCUUUAAGAUCCUGUAGAUCGGAAAGUGAGACGUCCAGUCCAUGCGUCGUCAACACCACCCAGUGCCCCUCCGUGAAACAUCACAAAAUGGUCUUGGAAAAUCUCUGUAACAAGUCCGUGUUCAAUAAGCGUUGCUUCUCUGUGGAUGACUCGCCGGAAGCAGAGUGUCCGCGUAGCACGUCUGGCAUAGUAAAAAAUCUGAAGAAAGAAUUUGAAGCAAAGUCGACCAAGUUGGAGAGAAGUCCUGAAAACGUAUGUGAAGGCGAAAACACGUCAUUGACCGCGCGACCCAAGAGGGACGUGAAGAUCAGAAGUUUGCCCUCGUCGCCGGUGAUCCCACACAACGAGUCCAAGAUUCAGUCGUCGUCCAGUGUUGGCGAAACCAAAGACAGCAAGCAUGGUAGAAGGAAUGAAACAACAACACCGUCAUCGCAAGACAACGCGGAAGAUCUCUCUGUCAGAGUUUUGGUAGGAAAGUACGAGGUCGCCAGGCCGAAUUCUAGAAAAAGCUCGGACGUGCAGUUACGCGUACACAAAGACAAAGAUUGGGAUACGAUGGAAGUUCAUCCACCGGCAAAAUCGAAGAUUGCUCCCGAAUUUUCGAGGAGAUCAGCGCCGAUUAUGAUUAACAAUCACACCUCCGCACCUCUGUUCAACGAGACGUUGGAAGCCCCCGGCAGGCCGCCGGCGGUACCCUCGCCCAGUGUAGUCAUGGCCAGCGUAGUGGCGAAGGCAGCUAGCAAGAAACAACAACAGCAUGGCAGAACCCAUCCCCUCGCUAGGCUGCAGGUCAGGCCUAGGCACAGCAGUCCUGUUUACAAUACCAUGUAAUGUGGAAACGAUAGUCUUUUGUUUUUCGUUUACGGAUUCUUAAACGUAACGCGAGUACAGCGCAUCUAAUGCGGACGAGAGUAUUCACGUGGGUACGAGUAUUACGUGGAUACGUCGCCGUGACGAUGAAAUCGUGUGAUCUCUUUAUGUUGGCGAUGAAGAUUGGGUUUUCGGAGCCAAGGCAAUUGCACCUGUUGUUUUAAGAAUAGAUCUUUUUCUUUGUCGUUCUCUUUUCUUUAUCGCUGCAAUCGCUCGUACAGCUAUCGCCCUGUUCAUCGAAAAGAACAACCUUGUCAUUUCGAUAAUCGUAACGUAUCGAUGAUGUAUCUUAUUAUCUACAAUCUCGCGUAAGUGUUCGGAUCUUUUUGUAACGACAGGCGCUUUAUGUUCCUUCUUGUCAACGUGUAUCUUGGCUUGACGUUAGUUCAAUUAUUUUAAGCUGGAAAUGCAACAAUCACGAGGCUGCGCGUCGAGAAGAGGGUCAACGUAAUUUCAGGAAGGAAUAAUUGUAUAGAUCACUUUGUCAUAAUUUAGUGGGCUUGGAAUCAAACGUGCGUUAAGUAGUGAAAAGUGAUUUGAUUUAUUGCGCGAAUGACUAAUGCGAAAGGCGAAGAUUUUAAUCCGCAAGAGAACAAGAAAGAAAGAAAGAAAAACCGGGUGCUCAGUCAGGCUGUGAAUGUAAGGUCUGAGCCUCGGAUGCACGCUGACCUUUCUUCUACUUCGCUUUCUUCAUCUUUUCUUUUUUUUUCUUUUUUUUCUUUUUUUUUUUCUUUUUUUUUUCUUUUUUUUUCGUCGGAUAACGAUGUUACCGCGUGAGACGAUAAAUCUCCGAUUUUCGAAACGACUUUAUCGAUUUUGUCGUGACAGAAAAAAAUUAUACGACGAGACCUCGAGAUAAUGUAAUAUUAAGUAACACUACUAGUAAUUUAUAGGUGAUAAUGUGAUUAGAGUGAUGCACAGUAUGCGAGAAUACGAUGUGGUGAAGUGUGUUUUCUGUUGAGCGACUGUUUUUAAAAGCAUGAGUGCAUUCGGAAAGGGGGGUACCGAAAUUCACGCGAAUUUCUAAUCGAUUCCAAAAAAUCCAAAAGUAAAUUUUCCUGAUCUUUCACAUCAGCGGUCAUAUUUUAUUCAUAAGCAUGGAAAAUUGGUUAGUCAAAAACAAUAACAUUGAACGAGUGGAUUAGAUUUCUCUUAAAUCGUAAGUAAUUACAAAUAAUUUUAGACUUCUAUUGUCUCUUACUUAUAACAUAUAUGCUGCAACAAUUUCGAUUUAAUGAACCAGAUCUCAUUAAAUUUCAUUGAGUGAUGAGAUCGUCGCCUCAUGCGUCUAGAAUAUAUAAUUAUAUGUACAGAUUGUAUCUUCACUGUUUUGAUCCAAGUCUCUUAGGCUGACAGGACUGUUGUUCUCGCGAAUUAGGUACCUCUCUUAUUCAUUAAUUGUUAUUAACUUGCUCUUUGUACUCCUACUACUAUAGAUUGUCCUUAUCUUAAUUAAUUCAGCUCGAUUGAUCGUGUAAUGCUUUUCAACAGCUGACGAUGCAGCAAUGAUAGUGCAUCAGUUCCGCUAUUGACUCCCGUAAGUUGAGAAAGUGCGUAUGAAAUAGCGAGGAAAAAUGUGUGUUGAUCUUCUUGGGUGCAUGCGCGUACUAUACUGUACUUCUUUAUCAAUCGACCUGGAGCACAUUAUAUCUGUCAAUAUUUUUUUAAACACAUAUCACCGACUCAUCGUUAAUUUUGUAAAUUGUGAACGUUCCCAUUAUGUCGUGAAAUUUAGUUAGAUAAAAACGAAGGAAACCCAAUUCAUCGCGCAAAUUGACGACCAAUUUUAUACUCUGAUGUAUUCUGACGAAUACAACCGCUGCUAAGAGGCGCCUCACGAGCGCAUCGCGAUUAUCGUGUAUAAAUAUAUUUUAUUACAAACAGAUUUCUUAACCACAUUAGGCUCGUUGAUCGUUUAGAUUGUAGAUGCGGACGAAAAAUGUCCUGAAACGUGUAGUUUUCCGAAUAGUCUGUUGGAUCGCACCUAGAGAUUAACUAUUACCUACUUAUAUGAUUAAGUACAAUCGGAUGCAAUUUAGAAGGAGAAAGAUCUGUUUUCUCUGCAACAUCUUGCAACAUCUUGUUGGGAUGAUCCUUUAAGCGCGAGAGUUGCGGAGAGUGAAGUUUCAAAGUCUCGAAUAUUAUCCAAAUGUCGAGUUUGGAAUAUACUUGGAUGCACAAGAUUUCGAUAACUUCCAUACUGGAAUCCGAUGUGGAUCGGAUCUCCAACCACGCCGCAAAAGUAUUAUAAACAAAACGUAUCGUCUUUGGCGCAAGUAUUACAAAAAAAGAAAAAAAGAAAAAUACGCGAUGCGCUUUCUGCUCUCUCACCGUGUUUGUCCACGAGCAAUCUUUUUCUAUACCGUGUCGCUUAUCAACCGAUCGAUUUGCUCGUGUUAAGUAAGUUUGUAUUGUCACAAAUCGAUGUGCUCAGUUUUAGUGAUUGUCCCCUGUCCCUUAUGUCCCUUCCUUCGAACCGCUCCAAUCCUUAUCUCUUAAGUUUUGCUUAAGUGUGUGCGUUCGUUCGAUACGAGAAUUUGCUGUCAUAUGAGAAAUGAUGAUAAAACCGUACGUUGUUCUGUAUAAAUUUUGUACUAUAGUUUGUAUUAAAUAAAAUACAUUGUUUAUUGCUUGA
Messenger RNA from Pogonomyrmex barbatus (red harvester ant), 7359 nucleotides. It is a transcript of the gene ssh, whose product is annotated as Protein phosphatase Slingshot. Gene Ontology annotation, molecular function: phosphatase activity; actin binding. The record is from RefSeq and is a predicted model, not a curated record. Lineage: Eukaryota; Metazoa; Arthropoda; Insecta; Hymenoptera; Formicidae. Gene Ontology annotation, biological process: protein dephosphorylation; negative regulation of actin filament polymerization.